This is a messenger RNA of Porites lobata, 11711 nucleotides long. The record is from the annotation of a GenBank genome assembly. Lineage: Eukaryota; Metazoa; Cnidaria; Anthozoa; Scleractinia; Poritidae.
UUUCAUUAAUAAUUGCGGUCCUCCGAGUGUGGGAAAGGAAAUACACAUUGCCUCCUACUCACUUAAUAGACUGCAGCCCCUCUGGUAUAGCCAAUCUUUUGCACGGUUUGAAAACUCGUACUAACAGGUCGUGCGAAUUGCGAUCGGUCUCUGCACCCCUGUAAUGAAGCUUUUACAUGGACAUACGAAUUUACUGGAAAUUUGAUCUCAGUUUGGGAAAAACAUUUUUUGUUAUUGCCACUUGGCUAUGACAGGAAGUACCUCUAUAGUUUGACAAGAGGUUGACCCUUCGUGUGCUUUUUAAUUCACAUCCGAUCGCGCGUCUUUUGAAACCCAUAGAACCGCAGGAAGCGGUCUCAACAACAGAGAAGUAUUUCCAACAAGAAACGCAUCGAUUUUGACGUCUCUUGUUGUGUUUGAACAAUAUGAUGAACGGAAUAUUGAGCCAUUCUUCUGAACUUCAUAUUCUGGAGCACAAACUACGAGUUUCCAACUUGAAGAAGGAUGCGAUCUCUCUGUAUACACAUGCUCUUAUAAAAAUUUCAUUACUACCUCGAUCAAAGUAUGUAUGGGCGUUCUGUGGCUUUAUUAUUUUUUUGUAAGCUUAUUUCUCUUUUCAGCUCUUCAGUGGAAAAAGUUUGAACUUAAUACAUGUGUACUCUAGGAGACAUGCAAUAUUUUAGAUUACAAUAUUCAUUAAAUUCGCAUGUAAACUAUGGUCUGGAUGCGACGAGUGGCUACCAUUGCAGCCCAUAGAGAAGGUUCUCUUUCUUUUCCCGUGCUUCUUCUUCUUUCUGAAAUCUGUCAUAUGUUUGUUAAUUCUGUAUUUUUCUUACAGGCCAAGGUUCUUCAGCUUUACAGAAACCAGAGAUGGCUAUACAAUCAUCGUCGAAGACGAACUUUGUAAAGGUAAUUCAAUUGUGCCGUGUAAACUUUUAUGUCUAUAUUCAUGAAGCGUGCCAAGAUAACGUGGAUUGUUUUGCGCGGGAAAAGCGAGAUUGCAUAUUGGAAAGGACUUUUCGAAAACUGUAUUUACGAACUACCUGUAAUUGUUGCAGAUAUUUGUUUCCGAGAAGCAAAGUAUGUUGUACGGUAUGUUAUGUAAUACAGUAAGGAUCUUUAUCCCUUUAUUAUACUGUUACAUGUUCGCGUGAGAUUCUCAUAUUGAUAUUGUAUUGGAACAGAUGAUCACUUUGAUGAAAAGGAUAAAAAAAGAAGUUUCACUCCAGCCUAACAGACCAUAAACUUUAACUUCCCGUCUUAAGAUAACUCACUGGGCAGAGGAGUUCACGUGAAACCUCUGGGCAGAGAGGUUUCGUCGGACUCUGCUCUCAUUUUAUUUUCUUGUGACAGGAAAUGGCAUCGGAGGUCCCUUCCUCGAUGUAAACAAACUCCCUCUCACAUUACACAAUCUGAUGAAUUCCCGGCCAUCAUCAUAAAUUUUAGUAGCUGAAAGCGAUUUUUAGUGUUAUAUGUUAAUGGUUGUAACCAGUGGUCUUUUCUGAAAAUUAUGGCAAAACAUUUUUUUAAUAAUAGUAAAAUCUUAGACCACUUGCUAUUUAUUUAUAUAGGAAGGAUAAAACACAUUUCCAAAAUUGAUUUCACUGUACCAAAAUCCUUCAGUGGUAUGAAUUUCAGUAACCUAUUGAGGCCGUGUCUAGAUUUUGUGUUUUGUUGGAAACUGUACUAAAGCACCUUUGUUAAGGCUUGCUGCAGAGGAUUAUUUUUUCUUGUUGAUUUUUUUAAUUAAAAAUCAUUCAAGGUGCUCUGUUCAAUUUUCAUUUUUUAAAGUGUUAGUUUUUUUUAAUCCAAAAAAUAACAUACAUGUAUAUUGUUUUCUUGCAUUAUAUAUUAAACUACGUAAAAAUACAAUUUUAAUUAUUAUUUGACCAUGUGAAUGGAAUCUCUCUCGUGAUACUUGUAAAUGGUGCCCAUUAUUUUUCAGAUGAUUAUGAUAUCAAAUGUAUAUUUUUGUUUCUUUGUGCUGUAAGCCUUCAGUUAUUUAUUAUACAAACUGGUUGUCAAAAAUUACUUAUCUUUUAUCUCACCCACAUAGGUUUACUGGGGUAAUAAAAAUUGUUAUAAGUAAACAGGGAACAUAAUGUAUGGGUUGGCAGAUCUCUUACCUUCUACUCAAUAUUUAUUUCAUAAAAGUAUUCACAGCAAGAGAUUGUGAAAUUUACUUGAACACCAGGAAUGGAAAUUUAUAUCGUUAGUACAAGCACUGCCUUGAGUUAUUUUGUUUACUGUAUAAACAAAACGUGUUUAAUUUUAAGUUUUAAACAAUUUGCUUAAGAUUCUCCCUUUCCUCCAAAGCUUUUAAAAAUUCACUGAGGGUCGUAAAAACAAUAUUUUUUUUCUGGUCUUUCCUGAAAAUUUCCUUUUAUAGGGCUGUAGGAUACCAAAAUCAUCAAAAAAUUAUGUAGUAAGAUCCAAAGCCAUUUUUAUUAUUCUAUUUUGGUUGCUGAAUGCAACAGUAGCUAACAUAAAUUUCCAUCAAUAUCUUCACUCUUAGUAGUAAAGAAAAAUGUUCUCAAAAAUUAGUCUCAGUAAUGUUAGUGGUUAGGUCAACCCCGUGAUGUUCAAAUAAAGUUUGGCCCAAGAAAACUUUUAUAUCUGAAGGAGGGCUUACAAGUAUGCUUUCUUUAAUAAUAUCACUUUAUCUGACAAUUUCUUUCACAGAGCUCCCCAAAAGCGAUAGUAUUGACAUGCCUGAUCUUGUUUGGCGAGUUUUAACUGUUUCUGCUGGUGCUUAUGGAAGCCAUCAGCUGACUGGAAUCAGUAAAAUUGUCAAGACUAUUAUCACUCCUUUGGCAGACUUCCAAGUUUCUGUUCUGGUCAUCUCAACAUAUCAGUCUGAUUAUGUUCUGGUAGGUUUGGAACUACUUGGUAGUUUAGUAUCGGUAAUAAAGUCAAACCCUGCUUUACGGAUACCUCAUCAUUACAGGCAGUUUGUCCCUGGGCAAAGAAAGCCCUUAUAUUUCUCUAAAUUAUAACUGCUUUAUACGGACUCCCCAGUUACACAGCUAUUUCAAGAAAGGUUGUUGGAAAAAAUGUGCGCGUGACAAUCCCAAAAGGUAAUAUGGGAUAUGAUCAACACGCUGUUCCUGACACUUAAACUGUUGAAUCUUCUGUUGUUGUUUUCCUUUAGCAUUUGCAAUUCAAACAUACAUCUAUGGCCUCUCGUGCCAUUCUUUCAAAUUUCUUUGAAGAACAGUGAACUCAAAACAGCCCCCGGGAUUGUCGGGUGCACUUUUCCCGACAACCUUUCUCGAAAUAGCUGUAUGGACACUUUCUAUGGCCCCUUAGUGUCAGUAUUAAUGAGUUUUGACUGUAGUUAAGAUGCUUGAUUACUGUUUCUUGAUCCUCUCAUGUUACAUGUUGGUUUGUUUGUGUUUUGUGCCCACUUAGUUUGGAAAUAUUGCAGGGUUUUACAUAAGGCUCCACUCUCUCUGUAAGUUUUUCUCCUAUGCUCAUCCUGUUUUGAUGCAGCUAAAUGCAAUUUAGGAUAAGUUAAACUCGACACAUGGCUGGCUUGAAGUCUCUUGACAGAAAUAUGUGCAGGUUCUCUUACUCACUUUGCAGGGGUUUGUGUGUACUUUUAGAGCUAUUCUCUUGAGGUCAGGCCAUCACGUUCGCAUGUCAGUGCUUGUUGUGGCUCAUGCUUGCAAAGUGUUUGUUAGGUUCCUCUGGUUAGCAGUGUGAUGGUACCUGAGUGGAUGCCACUCUCAGGGUUGUGAAGGUUACACAUUACACUCAGCUAAAGUUCGGGUCUCCAGCAGCCUCACAGGCACCUCCCCCCAUGCUCAUCUCUGUUGAUGAGUUUAAUUGGCAUGUUUUGUCUUUGCUCAAGGUUAAAGAAGUUGAUCUUGACACUGCCAUCAAGUGUCUUUCUCAAAACUACAAGAUCUUUAAAGACAGUGGUAGAGGAUUGGAACCAGUGACCUUGUCAAUUGCUGAUAUGGCUGAAAUGAUGAAUCACAGAAAAGCAGGUAAAUUAUUCAAAUAAAACAGAGUAUGAUAGCAAAUAUGGUUAUAGUCCAGGGCUGUCAAAAAGUUUUCAAGUAGGAUUAGCUAUAAUGAAUAGUAGGUGGCUUUGGAACGCGCACUAAAGGUGCAAGUUCUUGAGGGCCGAUUGAGGCAUCUAAGCACAUUUUGAGAUUUAAGACUGUUGGAAAUGGUAUUUCCAGGGUUUUCAAGAGCUAUUUUCCACCACAGACACCAUGUUUUUUCGUCAGAAUACACUCAGGACUGGGAACAAUGCUGUCUAAAUGUCCAGGUGUUCCAUGACAUCACACAGUUUGAACAUUUCACUGAUCUAAACCUUUUUAAAUAUUCAUUCAAGGUCAUCCAAAACUGGGAAAUGGAUGUGUUAUUGAUGGAGCUUAUUUUUUGUUAGCAGUUAUGGCAAAAGGAGAUGAAAGUAGCCUGCGUAGCUGGCGGUAUUGUGUAGUAGUCGAGUGAGAUUUGACGGCGGAGCUGUCACGAGCGGGGAAGCCGCGAGAAAUACCGCCUGCUAGAGAACCAUGAUUUUUCAAAUGCCGCCCACUUUUGUCAAGUUAGCUGAUCCCAAUUUUAAAAUCAGCCAAUCAAAGAGAAACCAGUUUAGAAAUAAGCGUUGACAGGCUAAACACGACUCCUAAGCUCAUGACAAUGUGAAACGUGACCUUGUGAGUUUGCUUGAACAGAGGUUUUUUUUAUUUUCUCGGCUCUCGUUCGAAGGUUACUAUAGCAGUACACAGUGCAUGUAUCAUUCUAAACUUUGACUGAGUAAAUUUUUUUUUGCAACACUAGGCUUAAAAUUAAAAGGUCAUGAAGCUGGUUUGUUACAUGCAUACUGAGUAACCAUUUCCGGUGGUUUAUUCUUCUGUAGGUGUUCCUGAUAGGAUUUGAUCUCAGAUGCAGUUGUAACAUGUUUUAAUUUUCUUUGACCUUUGUUUCUUACGGCUAAAUUAAGACAAUUCCAGUGCUGUGAAGUUUAAAGACGCCAUUUCGGCAAUUUGGUUAUCAAUUAUGCUCUUUCUAAAGCCGAAAUCACAAUCACUUUUAAUACAUGUACGUCUUCUCCAGUUUGCCAUCUGCUCCCUAAAUUGGGAAAUAUACGCAAAGGCUCAUCUAACAUGAUUGACAUAUGUAUGGCCCUCGACCAAUCCGUUUCCCCGCACACUGGUGUGCGGACCAUUCAAAAUACCGGGGUUUUCUGGCAGGCGGUAUUUCAACCGCCUCGUCCCUACUCCUUUUUUUUCGAACACGGCUCCGCCGCCAAAACUUUAAUCUCGCACCCACACAAUACCGCCAGCUACGCAGGCUAAGAUGAAAGUAGCCAGCUAAGGAUGGCUAACUAGCUAGCGGUGGUUUUGGCCGGCUAUCGGCCCUUAUUGACAGCCCUGUAGUCUGGACCAAUUUGUUGAAAUCCUGGUUAGCUCUUAUCCUGGCCAGGUUAACUUACUUGAAAUCAGAGCAUAUCAAAAGUUUUCAUGGAAACUAGCCCUAUAGAUAAUUUGAAAUAACUGACCUUUGAACAGUGACCUUGGUCUUAGUUAUUUACGAUUUGGACAAAAUAUUAUCCGGUGAAUAAGUCAUGACACAGUAGUAGUACAGGGAAACCGAUACUACUUUAUGUACUGGCAAGUGAUUUAUAUUCCAUUGGAUUCUCUAAACAGCUGGGGCCUGGAUUAUACAUUACAUGUAUACAGCUAUUUCGAGAAACGUCGGAAAAAGUGGACGUGACAAUCCUGAAAGGUAUUGUGGGUGGUUUUGUCUGCCCUGUUCUCCAAAGAAUGUAAAGAAAGGCACGAGUGGCCAUGGACGUAUGCUCACGAGUGCUAAUGAAAAGCAACAAAAGUAGGUUUGACAACUACAGUUGGUAGGAACAGUAUAUUGAUUAUAUCCCAAAUUACCUUUCGGGGUUGUCGCGUGCACAUUUUUUCCAACAACCUUUCUCGAAAUAGCUGUAUGUAUGUAUGCUGUUAAGCAUUUAUAAUAUUGAUUUCUUCAAUUAAUUUUCAGAUGAACACAGACCAAUUGUUCACCCGUUCUCUUGCCCACUGAACAGAUUUCAUGUAACGAGUCUAGAAUUACGAAUGUUACCGAGCUUGACGUCCACUUUACUUGAUCUGAUGUUCUAUUCAAAGUAAGUUUGGAAAUUUUCGUCUGCUGGUAUUUUCAUUUAUAAUCAUGAUAAGUUUCACAAGGUGUUGGGAGUGAGGACUGGGUACAACACAAUGCAGAUUUUAUGAACACCUUUUAAAAUGUGAUUAAUAAAUGGUGUGGGAUGGGGGAUAUUAGAGUUUCAGUUCUUUUGGUCUUAGGGUGAUAAGGUUACCCCACAAGUGAAAUUUUGCUUGUAAACCUGAGCUAUCUUUAACUUGCAUGCCAAGGUAUCCCUAUCGUAAGGGUUUCCCUCCCUCCUUGUAAACAAGACCUGACAUAUGAUUGUGGAAAGGUACCUCACAGCUCCCUACGUAUCACUAACAACAAUAUUAUUCGAUUGACUUCUAGGUCACCAGUUGACAGGGGCUAUGAGCCAUUUUUUCAUAUUUCCAUUGUUGAAGGGGACAUUUCAUUGGUGUUGGACAAUGAAGCCUUGUCAAGGUAUAAAAUUUUUGCCACCAAUAUACAUGCUGACAUUAAUAAUAAUAACUUACAGUGCCUCACAUAGUUCAGAGUAUUUCUUAUUAAAAUUGAAGUAUGCUAAAGAGAGUGUGGGGCCCCACUGAAAAAACAUGUCAGUGAUGUGGGCAAAAAAAGUAUUAUUAUGUUCACUCAUUUUUGUUUGUUGCCUAUUUGGCAGAUUUCCUGAAGGCUCACUUUACACUAACACUAAUGAUGAAGGAUGGAAAAUGAUUCGUGUUGGAGAUACUCCGCUGGGGUUUGGUGUGUUCUCAUUAAAUAUUUCAGUUCUGUGGAUUGUACUUAAUGAUUGAUCAGUAGCAGGUUAUGUCAUUGAACUCAUUGUCAUUAUCUUCAUCACUGUUAUUGUCAUCAUUAUCAUAGUUAUCAUCGUUAUUGUCAUGACUAUGGUAGACUACGAGCAGUCUCUCUUUUUCUGUAGUCUGUUGAGCAAAACGGGACACACGCAAAUGGCCACGCAUGUGACUGAUGGCACGAGAUAGGAGAGGCACGAAAAAAGAAACUAUGGUCAUUUUUGUUAUCAUUGUUCUAUUCAUCCUCAUUAUCAUUACAAUCAUCAAAGCAACUUGUCAUUGUUAUAAUCUGUCAUCUUCAUCGUUACCAUCACUAAUAUUAACAGUAAGUCAUAAGCUGCAGUAAGGAUACUUCUGUUCUUAUAUUGUAACAGUACUGCAGGUGCGCCACUGUGGUACCAGCAGCUUUAAUAUGGCAUGUAGGUGGGCAGCAUAUGAAACCAGAUUUUGAAAUAAGUUGUUUAGUCUUACAUAUUUUAAAGAGUAUGGUGGCAUUACAUGUUCUGUGUUAAGUAUAGAUGGCUGGCUGCUCAGUGUGCUUGUAUCACUCUCUGCUUGUCAUGUGUUGUGUAGAUGAAACUGGUGUAGCUGCGCAGAUUGCUGAACCCUUAGCAGAUGUUCAAAUGACCACUUAUUACAUCAGUACGUAUGGCCUUGGUCAUACGCUGGUAUGUAUUGCCCUGUCAGAAAGUGCUGUGGAAAGUCAACCUUAGAUACCUUAUCUGCAUUAAUUUUGGUAGCUGUUAUUUUGGCUGGCAUUCCUAGUCAACAUUCCUUUUGCCAGAGAAUGUCCAGAAAGCAACUUGUGAAACUCUUUUCUGGUGAGGGUAAAGUUUUCAAUAUAUAUGUCGUGCAAAGUUGGAAAUGAAUUGAGGGUGACGAAUUUGUAACCAGUAAAUAACUUUCUUUGCCUCCAAUUAUGUAUUUAAAGGUAUCGUCAGAGGAUGUUUUUCCACAGACACCAUUUAAUGCCAUAAUUAACAUCUAGCUAUUUGUAUGUUGUUUGUAGAGGAGAGUGGGAUAGUUGCCCAGGUAUCUGAACCUCUUACUGACGCUUCCUGUAGCACUUUUUACAUCUGCACUUUCCUUUUUGAUCAUCUCUUGGUAUGUACAUCCUAUGGCAACCAUGGAUGCAGUCUUACAAUACACUUUACUAAUAUUAAUAUUAUUAUAUUAAGGAUGCAUGGGAAAUAACUUAAAUUUUUUUCAUUUUUUCACUUUCAGUUAUUUCUGUUUUGCAACUUAUGUCAUUUGAUUGUUUUUUAACCAAUUAUAACAUCACUAUCUUAACCCUCAACUAAUACACUGUUUACAGUUGUUGUGUGAUAUUUAUUGUGAUGCAUUUAUUUAUGAGAUAAUGUAAAGGAUUAAUGCAUGUAUCGAGCAAUUUUCAUUUGUGAUGACUGUUCAGUGUUUUGCCUUUUCAAAAUCUCCUCCAGUCAGAGAUUAUAGUACCAUGUAAGCCAAGAAAAUAUGGUGGGCAUAAUGGAUGUUUCUCUUUUCAUGAUUUCUUACUUGUGUUUGCUAUAUUCCAAGUUAUUUGCCAGUCAUCGGUAACCUGUUGGUGAUCUGUUGGUUAACUGUUGACUAACAGUUAGUUGGUAGUUUUUUUGUGAGUGGUGGGUAGCUGGAGCUGUUUUCCUCUUUAUUGAUAUUACCAUAUGAAGGAAACCAUUGGUGCCCAUGACUGGAGCUUCAUACCAGGGGGAAAAACAUAUUUUAAAAAUAUCAAAGAAUGAAAUUGGUGAUCACAUACUUCUACUUGAGCUCAAACACAUAAAGCUCAUUUGACCCUUCACAACCUUGCUUGCAUCUAACUUCCUACUUCCUUCAACUAAAUGAGCGAUACCUUGAAUUCAUAAUACUCUAUAAAAGGGUUGUAUCAAACAAAAUUUUUGCAUAAUCUUUUGGUAAAUACUGGUAGUUAGGAGCCGAUUUCAAUGUUCCCUCUCCCCCCUUUCAAAAGCCAAAUCCCAGGAAUACAGUGUACAAUGAAGAUGUUGUACAUGUAGUACUUGCUACCACUAGUGGGGAUUAAUCAAUAUUGGUGACUAGUGCUGAUAUCAGCUAUUUCUUAGGCUAAGAAAUAACUUUCUUUCACUCAAAUUAACUAAUUUAGAAAUUAAUAUGUUUAUGUUUUUCAAGUUGCCAUCCUAGGGAAGUCCAUAUCUUGUUUGCAAUUAUUAUUAUAUUCUUCAUUUUAGGUACCUGAGAAUGAAAUUGAGAGGGCCAAAGAAUUACUCAGUUCCUUACAAGUUAGAAAUGGUCUGCAAGAAAACUCCUAGUUAUUUACUAACAUAUUUUUUCACUUGUCCAGUAAUCUCAAAUUCAUCAUAUUUUUUAAAUUUACCUUAUUUUUAAUUUAAGAGUUUGUAAAAUAGAAUAAAUACAUCACUGAAAAAUUAACUAUUGAAACAUAUUACUCCCAGUAUACACCACUACAGAGACAUGUCGUGUAGUUUUCAUUUUCAUUUUCCCUUUGGUGUGGCCAUUCAAGUAAAACCUCUUUGGUAGAGUACUCCAUCUUUUUUUGUUGGUUUUAGAAAUGGUCUGAAAUGGUCUAUUUUUUAUUAUCUUUGAUGAGUUUCAAAUAUAAUAUUAAAUGAAAAACAAAUAAAAAUCCAAAAUGGUUUGAACAGGAGCCAUAGAUGCAUUUGAAAGUUUGCAUUUCAUUUCAACUCCUUUGAAAUCACAUAACUCCACAGCUCCUCCAAAACCUGUUCACUUUUGGUCCAUAGUAACCCAGCAAAUUUCUCAAAAUUUUGUCGAAAACAUGUUGGAAAAUCAUCAAAUAAUUUUUUUAAAGUGGUUACGUAAUGUUAACAGCAGGAUCUAUUCCGGUUGUCACUUAAUACAGAAGUCACAAUUAAAAUUCUACCUGCACUCAUCACUAAGGAUGUCAAUGGGGUUGUUUACCUAUCUAAUAAGGAUUGUUUUGCAUUUUAACAAACAAAACUUGAACUAUUUUAUAAAAGGAUGUCGUUUUUUUGUGUUUACAUUUUACAGAAGUCACACUUAGAACAUUUUCUGGAAAAUUGUUAAUUUUUCUAUGAAAAUAUGGUUGGCAAACCUCAGCCUCUUAGAAUGUUGUUUUUGUUGUUAUUUUUCUCUGACACCAGGUAGUUUGAUAAACAUGUUGCAGUAUCUGCCUCUUGGUUCAAUCUUUGUUUGUUUACAGUAUUCUAGUAGCUAAGCCCCUUAUUAAUUAAGGAGUUGAGUUAAUUUAAUUUGAAAUAAUUAAGGAGAAUAAAAUAAUAUAUUUUGCUGUAUACUGACUUAGUGGGGCUGUCUAAACAGUUUACUGACUAGAGGUAUACCCCAUUGACACCCCCAAGACUGAGAUUUAGAGUAUGGCCUUUCAAAUUGAUUCAACAAUCAUAAUGAGUGCAUAUGAACCUAUAGUUUGUGUUGUACAUAAGAAUUAUUUACCUACAUUAUUUACAGUUAUGGUAAAUUAUUGGAUCAAUUGAGGCUUCUGGGUAUCCGGCCACCUACCCCUCCCUUAAGUCAACGUACUUCUGACUUAGGGCAAAAUUGUGACUUGAGGGAGGAGUUGGUGGUCAGUUACUCAGAAACCUCAAUUUAUCUAGAAAAUUCAAUAUUAUUAAUUAAACAUGAGUUCUUAUUAUACAUUAUUUACAACAGAUUAUUUUAAACAUACUUUUUUAGCCUUGGAAUAGUGCUUGGUAUACCGGUAAUAAUUACAUGAAGAUUGAGAUACUUACAGAAUUAGAAAAUAUAAUAUUAUUAGGAUUCAGAAGGAAGGAUAGGGGUUUGUUUAAUGUGCGUUUCCAGAAAAUAUCCACUCUCAGCCGUUGCAGGGUCAACGGAAAUUCUGAGCUGGACCAAAAGUUCUGGAUGUCGUUGGGGGAAUGGGGUCCCAACAACAAACUCUUAAUGUGGGAAUAUGGAUAGUUUCUGCAACAAGUUAAUGCUAUAAUUAAAGGUUGAAAGGAGAGAAGACACUUCCAAGUUUUUAAUGCGGACUUCGGGGUAUCUGAAUGUUAUAUGAAACACUGAUAUGUUUGAUAUGGCUUUCCAAACUGAUGGUGAUUACCUUUGUUGUGCCUUUGUAGGGUGAGAUUGGCAUGUUUUAAAAAUGUUUUGAGUGUUAGAGAUUAUUGCUUUAAUCAUUUUGAAGCAUAGUUUUCCAUCAAUACUCAGCAGAAAUAAUAUUAUAAUUUUACAGACAUUGUUUUAAACUACAUUACUUUUUAUCAUAUUUGUGCAUCUGCACUCAACUGGAUGGACCAAAGCUAGCACUGAUAUGGAGUGUCACUUAGAUUUUUUAGACCCACAUUUUGGUCUUAAGUUAAGGGGGUGUUGUCACAAAAUUAUUUACACAAUUCACAGCCCUCUAUUUUCUCAUCUUUUUCAUCCAUCACUAGCCAUAGUGGAAAACAAAAAAACGACGCAUAAUAUCUUGAAAAAAGAAUUACUGGAUCCAAGUGCUAAGGGAAACAUUGUGUUGCUUCGAAGGUGAUUCACACUCAUGUAUGGUUCAUUGGUUUGACCUUUUCCCCUUCCUCCCUCCACUGUCACAAGUUGGAAAUCAUGCUUUCAUGAUUGUGGUCAUUAAACCCUCCCAUGUCCGUUGAUUUUUUAUUGAGAAUCAAGACAGGAUGUGAAGAGUUUAAAAUAAUUAUUCUAAGUUUGACUUUUUUGUUAAUAAGGGAUUUUACAUGUAGACUAGAACAUUGGAAGCAGUAACAAUUUGUCUUAGUGCCAAGGUGCUCUGACAAGGUGUCCUGUUUCAAGAUUAUAAUAUUUUAUUAAUAUUUUGGA